Messenger RNA from Dipodomys ordii (Ord's kangaroo rat), 2140 nucleotides. It is a transcript of the gene Mmp11, whose product is annotated as matrix metallopeptidase 11. NCBI's taxonomy places the organism in Eukaryota, Metazoa, Chordata, Mammalia, Rodentia, Heteromyidae. The coding region runs from base 1 to 1446 and encodes 481 amino acids. Gene Ontology annotation, cellular component: extracellular matrix. The record is from RefSeq and is a predicted model, not a curated record. The transcript is spliced from 8 exons. Gene Ontology annotation, biological process: proteolysis; extracellular matrix organization; collagen catabolic process. Gene Ontology annotation, molecular function: metalloendopeptidase activity; zinc ion binding.
AUGGCUCGGGCCGCCGGGUUCCGCAGCGCGGCCCCGCGCGCCCUCCUCCUGCUGCUACUGCUCGCGCUGCUGCCGCCGCUGCUGGCCCGAGCCAGGCCACCGGACACCCACCACCACCAAUCUGUGAGGAAGAGAACACAGCCUCAACAUGCAGCUCUGCCUGCCUCUGCUGCCCAAGAAGUUCCCCAGCCUGCUGGUGGGCUUAGACUUCCACGAUGUGGUGUACCUGACCCACCCGAUGGGCUAAAUGCCCGCAACAGACAAAAGCGUUUUGUGCUGUCUGGAGGGCGCUGGGAAAAGACGGACCUCACCUACAGGAUCCUCCGGUUCCCAUGGCAACUGGUACAAGAACAGGUGCGACAGACGGUGGCCGAGGCCUUACAGGUGUGGAGCGAAGUGACACCACUCACCUUCACUGAGGUGCAUGAGGGUCAUGCGGACAUCAUGAUCGACUUCACCAGGUACUGGCAUGGGGACAACCUUCCAUUUGAUGGGCCUGGGGGCAUCCUCGCCCAUGCCUUCUUCCCCAAGACCCACCGAGAAGGGGAUGUCCACUUUGACUAUGAUGAAACCUGGACUAUAGGAGACAAUCAAGGCACAGACCUGCUACAGGUGGCAGCUCAUGAAUUUGGCCACGUGCUAGGGCUUCAACAUACAACAGCAGCUAAGGCCCUGAUGUCUCCUUUUUAUACCUUCCGUUACCCACUGAGCCUCAGCCCAGAUGACCGCAGAGGUAUCCAGCAUCUAUAUGGCAGGCCCCACGAGGCCACCACCUCCCAGGCUGCAACUCUGGGUCCCCAGAAUGGAGUAGAUACCAAUGAGAUUGCACCAUUGGAGCCGGAAAAUCCACCAGAUGCCUGUGAGGUCUCCUUUGACGCAGUCUCCACCAUCCGAGGUGAGCUCUUCUUCUUCAAGGCAGGCUUUGUGUGGAGACUCCGUGGUGGCCGGCUACAGCCUGGGUACCCGGCACUGGCCUCUCGCCACUGGCAAGGACUGCCCAGCCCUGUCGAUGCAGCCUUCGAAGAUGCCCAAGGCCACAUCUGGUUCUUCCAAGGUUCCCAGUACUGGGUAUAUGAUGGUGAGAAGCCAGUCCUAGGCCCUGCACCCCUCUCUGGGCUAGGCCUGGUGUGGUCCCCAGUCCACGCUGCCUUAGUCUGGGGUGCUGAGAAGAACAAGGUCUACUUUUUCCGAGGUGGGGACUAUUGGCGUUUCCAUCCCAGCACUCGGCGUGUGGACAGUCCUGUGCCUCGCCGGGCGACUGACUGGCGAGGGGUACCCUCUGAGAUUGACGCUGCCUUCCAGGAUGCUGACGGCUAUGCCUACUUCCUGCGUGGCCGCCUGUACUGGAAGUUUGACCCCGUGAAGGUGAAGGCUCUGGAGGGCUUCCCUCGCCUUGUGGGCCCUGACUUCUUUGGCUGUGCUGAGCCUGCCAACACGUUCCGCUGAGACUGUGGCUUGAAUGCCCUCAGGAUAACUGACCCACAGCCAUCUUUGUGGCUCUGGACACCAGAUAUGAGUCAAAGCCUGUGUUUCCUCAGUUGGGGUGGGCUGGGGGGGGGGUAACCACCAUGACAACUGUGGGGAGGGCCACGCAGGUCGUGGUCUCCUGCUGGCAAGUGUCUCAGACCAGACAGGGAAGCUUUGGAGUUACUGACGUGUGAAGGAGGUGUCAGGCUGGCUUUGCCAUACCUUUGUAGGUCAUGGUCAAACCUAGCUUCUCAAGGCCUCCAUCUCUGGCCCUCAGAGAUGGGUGAACUACAGCAUCUGAUCUUCUCUCUAUUCCUGCUGUAAGGUUCCGGCAGAGUAUUAGUGUUGGAGCUUGUAUGUAAGGUAUACCCUGGCCUUCUGCUCUAACCAAGCAAGGCCCUUUCCUGAGACGUCAGAUCUGGGUAGAUGUUUAGAUCUGGCUCUCUUCUAGCUGGUGAUCCUAGAGAUCUAUUUCUCAGGAUGUAGGCCAAAAGGCCUACAACCAGCUAGGGAAGGCUCUGUUUCAACACAGAAACCCUUACCUUCAGAGGCCCCAGCAUACCUCAAUCCUGUCCUGGGCCUCGUGAAGCCCUUAUCCUAGCACUGGGUCUUCCAAAGCCAUGUAAAUGUGUGUACAGUGUACAAAGAUUUUUUUUAAAAAACAAACAACCCU